CGUGCUUACUACUCAAUACUAGUAUUCAUAAUCCUAGAGAAAUACAUUUUUAUUUGGUAUUAACUUUUACUUUAUAAUUUUUAGUUUUACUGAAUUGGAAGUUUGGAUGAGUGUUCGAUAAUUUGGUUUAGCUCGACGCAAAUCGAGAAUCUUCUACAGAAUAAUGAUUGAAUAACAAAUACAGUAUAAUAUAUUACAUCGUUGUCAUCGCGAUUAAUAAAGGAACAGCAGUCUGUUGCAUAUCAUUUUUAUUUCUUAUUUUUUUUAGUCCAUUAUUUAAAGAAAUCAUUCAAAAUGAUUGAUUUAACAAUAAAAACUUUAGAUUCACGUAAUCAUAAGUUCACAGUUCCAGACAACUAUACUAUUCUUGAACUGAAAGAGCAUAUAGCUGAAGAAGUAAAUGUUGAAGUAGUACAACAAAGGUUGAUAUUUUGUGGACGUGUUCUUAGUAAUGAAACUAAACUUGCUGAUAUAGGUAUUGAUGGCAAAGUAAUGCAUCUUGUUCAAAAAGUUCCACGUUUAGCAAGUUCAACUUCUGGAACAUCAACAUCAUCGACAACAACUAAUACAAAUAGUCGUUCAGGACAAAAUGGUGGUUCACGCUUUGCAGGAUGGCAUACACCAGAUCCUACUGUAGUUUUCGGGGCUAUCGGAAUUCCUUCAGAUUUUAUGCAUGUGAGGGAGAUACCACGCCCCAUGAGUAAUAGAAAUCAUGGUACUAGUAAUAGAAUGUCAAUGGCCAUGGAUAUGAUUCGCAAAUGCAAUGAAAUUUUGGAUCGACUAGAAAAUCCUUUAGCUAGUCAAAAUGAGCAAAUUCCUAUGGAAGAUAUAGAACAGCCAGAUCAAUUCUCAGAAGAAAAUACUCAAGAAGAAACCCUAGGUGAAACUAUGCAAGUUCCACCUCCAGCUACUUCACAACCAGACCAGGAUUCGGUGAAUGUGAGUUAUGAAGUUGACGAUUCAUAUCCUAAUACAGUUGUUGUUACUAUUGAUGCUACACAUCAUGUUAGAAUGCCAUCAGGAUUAAUGCAUCAUAUGCAAAAUCAGCUACAUUCUGAUGCUGCUCAAUCAGGCUCUCAAGAUUCUUCUGAACAAAAUAAUGAAACUGCAUCAAAUCCUUUAAAUAUUCAAACUCCAUCAGUUAGCCAAACACAAUCUCAACAAACUACAAGUAAUUCAACUUCUGCUACUGAUCGCAAUUCUAGAGAUGAUCAUCAAAAUAGCGAUAAUAGAUCUCCAUCAAAUAUUAUGGAAAGGCGUCGAUUUAAGAAAUUAAUUGAUGAACUCAAUAAACUUAAUGUUAGAUUACAACCAUUUUAUAUUCUUUAUUGUCAAUUUAUUACUGAUGAUCCCGAAUUUGAAUCAGCUGAUGGUGAAAAUGGUUCUGAUCGAGCACAAAAUGUGUUUAAUAGUGUAUCAGAAGUUAUGCAUUAUAAAUCUCAUAUAUAUCAUGCUAUAAGUGAUUUAAAAAUAUCAUUUAAUAGGCCUCCUCCACGUCCAUUUCAAUCACGUACUUGUCUUUUACAAAGGGGUAUUUUACAUACAGCUCAUACAAUUCCAAUGGCUACAGUACCACCACCUACUCAACAGCCAAGCUCUACUCAAACAACUAACGCCAAUCAGUCAAUUCCUAGUGUACGGGCAUUUAGACUUGAUUUUAUGAAUCCUGACGGGGUAGCUGCUGAACCAGUUAAUGUUUCGACUUCAGUUUCCAAUAAUGAAAUUAAUAAUGAAUCAAAUACAAAUACAACAACUGAGUCAAAUACUGAAAGUAACAAUACAUUAUCAGAUUAUCCUACUGGGACUCCACAUAGUGUUGAAUUGAUGUUUGAUCUUACACCUGGAAGUAUUCGAAUUGAUUCUGUUGAAGCUGCAUUUGUAGCACCUAAUGUUGCUAGUAAUAAUCAUCCUACAGCUACAUCACAAACAACUACUAGUGGUGAACUAACGAACAAUAUGGGUAUGUCUAUUGACUGGAUGGAUCAAAUGAUAGAUGUUAUAUCAAGUGGUGUACGACGCCCAUUUAUGUCAGAUCAAACUUUAGACUGGAGUAGCAUACCAACAACUUCUACUCGUACUCCUCGAGUCACUCCAAGAACAACUGAUUCAUCUUCAACCUCAAACUCUCCUUCUCAAGGAAUAUUCCAAGGAAGAGAUAAUAGUCCUCGUAUGGAUCCUUAUUUACCUUGUAGUUCACAUCAUUUUGAAUCACAUUUAAGAUCAAUGGUUCUUGCUAGACGUCCAACUAGAGCAAGUGAUAGGUCUACUGUUUCUAAUAACUCUACAACUAAUACUACAUCAGCUCCUACUUCACCAAGUGAGAUGAGACCAUUUACUGGUAGACUUUCCAGGUCUCGUAAUAGGUAUAUUCAAGAUCCAGAUGGUUAUUUAUCAGGUAUUCAUCCAAUAUUAACUUGGGGAAGAAAUCGCAAUAAUGUCGUCACUAUUACGUCAGCAAAUAACACAGCUCAAACAACUUCACAAGAUAGUGGUACUACCACUGCAAAUACACUAGCUGGACAUAUAAGAGAAGGUAUGGAAAUGUUGUUAGAAAGAGAAGCUUUUAUUGAUAGGUCUCGUGAUUUGAAUGGACAAGGCGCUAAUAUAUCUGGACAGUCGGCUGCAAUUAAUAAUGGUGCUGCUGUUAUUGGAUCUCUUUUACAAGGACUUGAGUCAAUUAACACAAAUGUUUCACAAAUUGGCCGUGAUGAAUAUUUAUCCAGACGUAUUGGAUCAAUACCAUUUUUUAGUGGUUUAGAAGGUCGAUCUGUUUUGAUGGAUAUUUUAUUGACAAUUGCUCAAGAUUGGACUCUUCAUGAUGUGUUGUAUCUGAAUACUACUUCUGAAACAUCUUCCAUUAUUCAACAUCCAGUUUCUAGAUACACUGAAACAUUAACAAAUUUUAUUCUGGACCGCAUUAUGUUUAAUCAAACACCUAGUAAUCAAAAUAUAGAAGAUGCAGCUAAUCGUAUUUAUCAAGAAUUGUUACCAUAUAUUAAUGUUAUUCAAUGUUCUGCAACAAUGAGGUCAAAUGUUGAUUUUGGUGCAACUAUUUUAAGAUAUAUUACACUUAAUCUACGUGGAAUUGUUAUUUGUUGCAUAGAAAAUCGAGCAGGUGCCUCUAAUGAUAUAGUAACAUCUUUAAGUUUGUUUUGUCAAGGAUUACUAUCACUACUAGCUUACUGUUGCAAUAAUCGUUCAGUUUUUAGAUUGAAUAUUGGUGCACUUCUUCGUUCCUUACCAUUACCAACAAAUUUGCAAAAUCUCAUCAUGAAUAAUGUGCGCAUUAAUAUUGAUCGAUAUUGGGAUGCCAUUAAUGAUUAUCAAAUAAGUAUUGCAUCUGUGUGUAACUAUAUAGUACCAGCUAGUGCAAGCAGCAGUCAGGUACAGUCGUCAUCAAGGCCAAAUGAAGAACAAUCAUCCAACUCAAAUUCAGUUGACAUAUCUAAUGAUCCUUUACCUGAAGUGGUAAUUGGUUCUCAAGAAUGGCACCAUAGUGUUCCUCCGGAAUGGGUUCCAGUAAUAGCUAGAGAUACUCAGCGUCAAAGACGUCAAGGGGCCCAACCUCCAUAUAGUGAUGCAUAUUUGUCAGGAAUGCCAAAUAAACGACGUAAAAUUGUUAAUAGUUCUAAACCACAAGGUUCUUUAUCACAAAUAAUAUCAAAAAAUUUAGAAGUAGCAAUGGGAGCUGCUGGUGUGGCUAUCAACAAGGAAGUAACAGCUAGUGUGGGUGCCGAUUCUGCAGUCCAAAAUGCUUACACUGAACGAAUUAGAACUUAUGGUAGGUCUGGAUUGGACACUCAUCCUGAUUUUAGUCCUGAUAGAUAUCCUAAUGCCUCCAAAUUUUUCUACAACCAUAAUCAUCAAAAUUAAAUACCCAAAUGAGUCAUACAUUCAAAUAUACUACAUGUUACUACAAUAGACUGAAUUAUGAUAUACAAGAAGUAAAAAUUGUACUACAGUA
Daktulosphaira vitifoliae (grape phylloxera) is the source of this 3964-nucleotide messenger RNA. RefSeq names its product large proline-rich protein bag6-A. NCBI's taxonomy places the organism in Eukaryota, Metazoa, Arthropoda, Insecta, Hemiptera, Phylloxeridae. The coding region runs from base 295 to 3873 and encodes 1192 amino acids. The transcript is spliced from 21 exons. The record is from RefSeq and is a predicted model, not a curated record. Gene Ontology annotation, molecular function: misfolded protein binding; polyubiquitin modification-dependent protein binding. Gene Ontology annotation, cellular component: BAT3 complex.